AUGGCCUCAUCAAUAUCGCCCACACUCCACUUGGAAUCUCCUCAAUGGCGCCAUCUCCUACGCGCCAGUCUUCGGGAAUGUACCUAUCUCCCAGAUCCGAUCGCGCGCGUCUACAUGCGAGACUAUUGCUACUCUUGUCCUGAUGGCCGUGUCGGCCGUCGGCGGCACCAGCUGCUAGCGCCAUUGAUCACCCCCGAUGCCCCGGAACUGCCCAAAGAUGAGGAGGGCUGGAAACAGCUUGUAGAGAAGUCCAGGCCGUCCUCGGAAGGCAAGACUGAACUUCCAGCGGCGAUACAAGCCCUCAUGAGAUCUCAAAUGAACAACGGGGUGGUAUCAUCCUCCAGGAUCCGUCCUCAAAUCAAAACCCUCGAGCCAGUCAUUCCAGAGAAAAAUAGCUGGGGUCGGCCGAUGCCUCAAUCUCGAGUGAAUAACAUGCUGACUCGGUGGUAUGGUCGUACUAUGGAGUGUCUCUUGCCACCUCUUCCACCGCACGAAGUCGCAACUCUAGACGGCUUGAUAACUGGAGACGUCCCUUGGAGCCCAAAGCCCCGAAGAGCAAUGCCGUCACCUACAGCAGGCGAAGAGCCACCUGAAGAAAACACCAUCUUGUCUUUCUUGGUGGAUGGCCCGCAGAAGAGCCACACUUUCGAAAAGUAUGUUGAAGGCCGACCGCACGUUAUCACUUAUCGCCUGAUGAGUAGGAUUUGGCGCCGCAUCUCGUGCCACGUGCCUCGAAUGUCCUGGGAUGAAGAAUGGUCAAAAUGGAACAUAUCUUGGGAUACACCCAAGGACCUGCCGCAGGUGGCUUUCGAGGUGCUUGAAAACGCGAAUCUCGAUGCAAUCUUCGGACAACCGUUAGAAAGUCGUACACAGAAAAGAAAAGAGCCGGCUUUGUCAUAA
Messenger RNA from Penicillium chermesinum, 900 nucleotides. RefSeq lists its product as uncharacterized. The transcript has 2 exons. The coding region runs from base 1 to 900 and encodes 299 amino acids. NCBI's taxonomy places the organism in Eukaryota, Fungi, Ascomycota, Eurotiomycetes, Eurotiales, Aspergillaceae. The record is from RefSeq and is a predicted model, not a curated record.